UCGGCACAAGAUGGCGACCACCGUGAGCGGGGUGUUUCGCGAGGAAUUGCGCGAUGCGAUUUUACGCAGCAAGGUGCUCGUCGUGGGUGCCGGUGGCAUCGGAUGCGAGAUCCUCAAGAACCUCGUCAUGUCUGGCUUCGCGGAUAUCGAGAUCAUUGAUUUGGAUACAAUAGAUGUAAGCAAUUUGAAUAGGCAAUUCUUAUUUCAAAAGAAACAUGUUGGAAAGUCAAAAGCCAGUGUUGCACGUGAGACAGCAUUAACAUUUAAUCCAGAUGUUAAAGUGGUGCACUACCAUGACAGUAUUACAUCAUCAGAGUUUGGUUUGUCAUUUUUUAAGAGAUUUACAGUGGUUCUAAAUGCUCUUGAUAACAGAGCAGCCAGAAACCAUGUCAAUCGCAUGUGCUUAGCUGCAGAUGUACCAUUAAUUGAAUCUGGUACUGCAGGCUAUGAGGGCCAGGUAGAACUCAUUAAAAAAGGUCUGAGCCAAUGCUAUGAGUGUACACCCAAAGCCGCACAAAAGACUUAUCCUGGCUGCACUAUUCGUAACACACCUAGUGAACCUAUUCACUGCAUAGUAUGGGCCAAGCAUCUCUUCAAUCAAUUAUUUGGAGAAGAAGAUCCUGAUCAGGAUGUUUCCCCAGAUACAGCAGACCCUGAAGCCACUGAUGUAGCAGGAGAGGGAGCUUUACAAACAGAGCAUAACGACAAAGGCAAUAUCGAUAGAGUUUCUACGCGCGUUUGGGCUCAAUCUUGUGAUUACGAUCCAGAAAAAUUAUUCACAAAACUUUUUCAUGAUGAUAUCAAGUAUUUGCUAAGCAUGGACAAUUUGUGGAAGAAGCGCAGAUCACCAACACCAUUGAAUUGGAGAGAAUUACCAGAUGGAGUGGCUGGAUGUAGUAAAGAAAUUAAUCAACCAGGACUGAAGGAUCAACAACGCUGGAGUAUUUCCAAGUGCGGUUCCAUUUUCGCCGACUCAUUGAAAAAUUUGAGCCAGGCAUUGAAAGCUUCCCAAGAAAAGUCGCUGGACAAUCAUCUGGUCUGGGAUAAAGAUGAUCAACAUGCGAUGGAUUUCGUAGCCGCAUGUGCCAAUAUUCGCGCACACAUCUUUGGAAUUCCUCAGAAGAGCAGAUUCGAUAUCAAAUCAAUGGCUGGCAACAUAAUCCCGGCAAUCGCAACCACGAACGCUAUAAUUGCGGGCAUGGUGGUCCUUCACGCUUUCCGAGUUCUUGAAAACAACCUACGGGCUUGUAGAUCUGUCUACUUGCGUCUAAAGAUGAACCAUCGUAAUCAGCUGCUGGUGCCAGAGAAGGCAGUAAAUCCGCCCAAUCCGCAGUGCUAUGUCUGCGCACCUACUCCACAGGCGGUUUUAGCGGUUGACACGUCCAACAUGACUAUCAAAGAACUAGAGGAGUUAGUACUCAAGAACAGACUUAACGUGAUCGCUCCUGAUGUCAUGAUCGAUGGCACUGGUGCUGUCGUCAUCAGCAGCGAAGAGGGCGAGACGGAAGGCAAUAACGACAAGAAAUUGGAAGAAUUGGGAAUCAGAGACGGAGCGAUUCUUAAAGUCGACGAUUUUCAGCAAAAUUAUUCACUGACUCUCUUUGUGGUUUAUCGAGAGAAACCUGGUCCAAAAGAUGACAGUCCAUCAUUUUUAAUACUGGCUGACAAGAAUGCACUUAAACCCAAGGAUGAGGAGGAAGAAGAGAAAGCCUCGACGUCUAAUGGACAGAACGUGACCGAAAUAUCAGAUACGGCUAAAAAGCGCAAAAACGAUUCAGCCGAUCUCGAAACUGAAGUUGCAAACAAGAAACGCAAAGUGGAAAUUGAUAAUAACAUAGAUAACGACGACAUUUGCAUUAUCGAUAAUGAUAAUGAACACCAUAACUUACCCGAAUUAAAAAAAUCGAAUCCAAGGAAACGGAAACUUUCCGAGGACACAGAUUGUUUGAUAGUGUGCGAUGAUCAUAUCGAUUAGUUUCCAAAGUAAGAGAUAAGUUUCAUAAUUUAAUACGAGAAACGAGAGAAUAUUUAAGACAUAAAUUGAAGAUAAAAGUACA
This is a messenger RNA of Camponotus floridanus (Florida carpenter ant), 2057 nucleotides long. It is a transcript of the gene Uba2, whose product is annotated as SUMO-activating enzyme subunit 2. NCBI's taxonomy places the organism in Eukaryota, Metazoa, Arthropoda, Insecta, Hymenoptera, Formicidae. The coding region runs from base 11 to 1975 and encodes 654 amino acids. Gene Ontology annotation, biological process: protein sumoylation. Gene Ontology annotation, cellular component: SUMO activating enzyme complex; cytoplasm. Gene Ontology annotation, molecular function: SUMO activating enzyme activity. The transcript has 8 exons. The record is from RefSeq and is a predicted model, not a curated record.